AACGGAGCCACACGAAGGCCACAAAAUCCCUCGUGCCACGCUACCUGCCCCAGGGGAGCCGAACGCUGCCGGCGGAGCCGGGCCCCGCAGCCCGCCAGGGGAAGUGUCUCUGCCCGCUCAGCCGCCGCGGAAGUGCAGGCGCCGCCCCGAGAGGCCUUCGGCGCGCACUCCGCUGCUGCGGUACCAUGGUGCAGCUUUACAACUUGCACCCGUUCGGGUCGCAGCGAGUAGUGCCCUGUAAGCAGGAGCCGGCACACUUCUGCUGCGGCCAGGACGUGCUGUUCGUGGCCAGCACGGCGGCCAGCUGCAGAGUGGAGGUGUUCGCCAUGCACGACCAGGGCCGCUGCGAGCCCCUGGGCUCCUUCGCCACGCUGGGGCCCGUGCUGCGCAUGGCGCACAGCUCGGCAGGAGACUACCUGGUGACAAUUGAAGAAAAAAGCAAAGCAACUUUCCUAAGAGCAUAUACGAACUGGAGAUGUAUGUCUGCAGGGAGCUCUCGUGUGUGUGUUCGGAUGGUUGGUCACAAGAUGGAAGAGUCAUAUAGUGAAACCUGGAAAGAACAGAUGUCAGUUGUUGAAAUGCCACUUUCAGACCCUCCACUGUGCAUUUCAUGUUGUCCUGUAAAUGGAGAUCUUCUUGUGGGCUGCAAGAAUAAAUUAGUCAUAUUCUGUUUGAAAUACCUGGUCAUAAACCAGAAUUUGACUGUGUUAGAUUUUGAACGCUCCUUAAUUUUGCACAUUGAUAAUCUCAUUCCUGCUGAAGUUGCAUUUUGUGCCAGACAUAUAGCCAUAACAACAGAGCUGGAUGUUCUAAUCCUGAAACUGGAACUGGUCCAGCAAAGUGCAGACAGGACAGAGCAAUGUGCUCAGGGAGUCAGCGCACCAGAAAAGACUGUGGAUGGAGGUGUGAAAGAUGAAAGCCCUUCAACACAUACUUUGCAGCUUGAAUUAGAUGAGUUCAUCAUAUGCCAGAAGCCAGUGGAACUGCUUGGGGAAGAAAGUAAGCUAUGUGAGAUACCCAUCACAUUGGAAUCCACAGAGUUACCUACUGAGGAGACAAAGUGCUUCCAAGUGCAGUAUCUGCUUUUCAGACAUUUUACACCUGACCAGUCGCCUUUUGGGUUUUGUGAAGAGACAAAGUUGCACUCUGUUCAGCUGCUCCCUAUAUAUCAGACAGGAAGUUCUGUGACAGCCUAUGAGGAAACUGAGAACAAGAGAGAACUACUGAGUCUCUUUUGCUUUUUCUCUUUACCUCAUGUUGGAUAUCUCUACUCUCUUGGGAAGCUAGUAGAAGUAAUUUCUACUUACCAGUAUUCAGAGAAGUCCGAGCAGGCAGUCCUUACUCCACAGUUCCUACAUGUCAUUACAAGUGAGAACCUGCAGUGUUUCACAGUGCGAUGCAGUGCAGCAGCAGCUCGUGAUGAGGAUCCCUACAUUGAUACAACUGUGAAGGCUUGUCCACCUGUCACACUGGAUGUCUGCACAUUAAGAAUGCAGCUUUUUAUAGGACCAAGAGCUAUCUGUCAUUUCAAAAACCAUAUAAUUCUUUUGACAAAGGCAGACACAGAAGAUAUUACUGAAAGGAGAAAGCCUACAAGAAGGAUGCUUUCCAGAAAGGCUGACAGCAUCAAAUCCAGAACAAAUUCUGAGUCAGAGCCUGGUUGGAAUUUAUAUAUUAUAAACACUGUUUCAACCAUUCAGCUUUACAGAGAAAUGGUAGAUUAUAGUAGAACUUAUGAAAAUGUUAAAACUGAGAGCUGCAUCCAUCUUUUAAGUGAGGCUCACUUACUGAUCCGAGCAGCUAUAAUGGACCCUCACUUCCUUAAAUCAGAUGAGAAAGAAGAACUUCUAAGAGCGUUCAGAGAAAGUUGUGCAUUCUUAGGAGACUGCUACAGCAGGUUUGACACUAAGGAUUACCACCUUGCUUUGCCAUACUACAGAAUGUCAGGCUUAUCCAUGACUGAGGUUUUAAAGAGACUGGUUUCAGAAGGUGAUGAAACACAGACAUAUGAGAAAGGAUUCAUAUUUUACUUAACUCACUCUCUUAAUGAAGACUUGAAUGAAGAAUUAAGCAAGGAAUCAGGAAAUAAAGUUCUCCAGAUAUUCUAUCUCGCUGACCCCGUGCAGCUGCCUCAAAUCCUUUGCAGCCCCUGCAUGAGAAAUGUAUGUCCUUUGACAGCUGUGAAGUAUCUUCAGAAAGUAGAAAAGAUGAUGCCAUCAGUGGUCCUGACGCUUACUAAGGCUUAUCUGGCUCUGAAAAUGGGAGACCUGAUAAUGUAUGAACAUGAGAUGGACUCCUAUAAUGAGACAAUACUGGCUUGUGGCUUCAUUGGGCAACCGCGACUCUUGAGGCAGUGUAAGGGAGGAAUUGUUAUGCCAACUGAGUUUGCUGUUCACCUGAAGGAGAUGCAGCCUGGUUUACUCGUGGCUGCCACUGUGGCUUUACAUGAGAACAGUAAAAUUGAAUUGGAAGAAGCAGCUACCUUUUUCAAGAUGUUGUGUAGUCAUAGUGAAAACACUAUUCCUCAGCUCUUGGUGGAUUUCUGGGAAGCUCUCCUUGUAGUGUGCUCUCAGGAAGAAAUACUUCAGGAGCUCUUAUUGAGGGUUACUUCUCAGUAUGUUUGGAGGAUAUCAAAGAAGCAACUUCCUGAGACUAAGCCAUUGAAAACAACAGACGAUCUGAUAAACUCCUGUAAUCAUUUUGGGUUGAUUUUCCCAUGGGUGACUUCCAUAAUGUCAGUGGGAUGUUCAUCUGAUAAAGUUUACGAUGAAGACAUCUCAAGACUACAGUCUCUUUUAUGUAGUCAGUCAAUCAAUGUAGCUUCAGCUCUGCCUGUCCUGGAGGCCCUGCCAGAGGCUGACAAUGUCGGCCUAACCAUCCGUGUUCUCUGCAAUACCCGUCUAGGCAAGUAUGAGGAAGCCAUUGACCAGCUCCUCCUGAGGUGUCCUGAUGCAGCUGUGCUCUAUGCUCAGCACGAGCUGAAAGGUGACAAGCAGGCUCUGUGGUGGAACAAGCUGCUUCCUGAACUUUGCAAGAGAACUAGACUUACUGGUAAUGGCUGCCCUGUUCUCAUUUCAUCACUCAAAGAAACUUUAUCAGUUGUUGCAGUGGAGCUGGAACUAAGGGAUUUUGUCAGUCUUCUACCAGAGGAUGGAACUGCAGCAUUUUUCCUGCCACAUGUUCUUCACUGCAGCCAGAGGAAGCUGCUGACCUAAAACAACGAAGCGUACUAUCCACUCAAAUGCAAAGAAUGUGCUGGAAUAAAAAAGCAAAUGAAACAAAUAAAAAAGCAAAUGAAACAAACAGUAGAGCUGCAUACUGUGGGACUACCCUCACAUAAAUCAUCUUACUUCUUCAUUGAAAUCUUACAUCAACUAUUGAAGGACAACUGUUGUCUGAGGUAAAGCAUCUGUUUUGAAGCUAACUGUGGUGACAAGGCAACUGGAAAAUACUGUACAGCACAACUGGACAUACAGUGUUCACUGAAAGUAAAGCAGGAAGUCAGUCUCAAAUCUGUAUUACUUGGAUCACUGACCUAGGGAGUUCAGGGUCCCUCAGUCAUCCCAUCUUUUAAAUGUACCAAUCAUCUUGAAAGGUGUUACUGGAUAAAAUUAUAAAAAUAAUUCAACAGAAAGAACUAUUUUGUUAACUGGUCAGUUAUACAAUACUAUAUAUAUUUUCAGUGUCAACUUAUGGAUAACCAAAUUCCUGUUUUCUAAGUAAUAACUACUACCAUAUCUGUCUAGUAAAAUGUGACAAUGUGAUGGCAGAUACGCAAAACGAAUUUUGCUGUUACACAGGGUUAUUUUCAAACUUAAAAAAAGGUACAUUUCAUUGGGCUCUUCACAUUCCUCUGCUGUUAAAUAACAUGCAUUAGGCAUCACCUAGAAUAUGUUUAGCUUGCAAGAUACAACCUUUAUUUAGAGAAAAAUACAUUUAUGAGCUGUCAUAUCCAUUUAGCUGUCUUAGUCUAUGGCCUUUUGGUACCUGUGGCCAGUAUAUCCAUGUGGCCACUAGAUGAAAUCUUCCAAAACAUACAUGGAGAUGAGUUGCCCAGGAGAGAAUAUUUUCCAAGAAAUGCUUCACUGAAGAGACACCUUGGAGAACCACUGUGUUAAAAUGCUUUCAUCAAUCUUGUGUGCCUGCCAUGCCUUUACACUUGAACUGAUUGAAUAAUCUUGGGAACAAAGACUGUUUAUCUGUAAGGGGGAAAAUAGCUUUUUUUACAUGCAUUUCAUCAGAAGAAUAGUCUGUGCAUAUUGCCAGCAGAGUCCAAAAUGAGCACAGUGGAUCCCAGUACCUUCUGGACAUUGUGAGUUAGAUUUAAAAACAGCUUUAAGAUGCACUGAAGGGUACAUUUUGAUACUCUUUAGAUGGCUAAUAAUGAAAAAUCCAACAUGUUGCUACAAGUUAAAGUCUCUUUCCACAUCUCUUUCUGUGUACUCUCAAAUCAUCUUUUUUUAUUGUCGGUGCAGGUUAGGCACAAUGUACUCUGUAAAUCAGUAGUGUUUAUAAUAUAGAACUAGAUUGUGGUUUACAUGCCAGUGGUUUAUAAUAUAGAAUUAGAUUCUGUUUAACAUUCCAGUCUGUAUUUUCAGUAUAGAUACAAAAAAACCCAUAUAUGUAUAUGUAUAUAUAUGUGCAUAUAUAUAUAUGCAUAUACAUACACAUAUCUUGAAAUAUUCCUAUCUCCUUCUGUCAGUUACAAGGAAUGCCUGUUAUGCUCUAUCUUUUGAGCACUGGAAAGAGUUGCUUUUAAAGUUGUAUUAACUUUGUAGAAACAAGAGCUUUCAAAAUUCUUCACAAUUCAAAGAUUUUUUACAGGUAAUACUGCUAGAGUAAGGUAACAGUGUCUGUAAAGCCAAAACACAUUGUUGAGAAAGAAAACACUAUUUUAGUUUUUCAGUACUUCAGCUGUGUAGGAAUGAUGACUUGAGCUGUAUUUACCAACUGUUCUUAUUGUUUUAAAUGAAGACUGAGAUGGAGUAUGACAGUACUGGCAAUUCUUGGGUAUAGAGUACUGGCAAUUCUUGGGUAUAGAAACACUGUCUCAUGAAUUCUUUUUAAAUAAAAAUCUAUCACUUUAUAUGGAUUGGAAGCUGAAACAAUAGCCACUUAACAUCCAGUCCUUUAAUUACUUUGGUCUCCUGAGCAGCCCUGAGGGAAGCAUGACCAAGUGGCUUCUAGACGUGGAGUAUCUCUGGAUGUCUGAACUGGUUCUGAGUACACUGGACUGUCUGUGAGCCCCACUGUGCAUCUUUAAACAUAAUGACCAUUACUGAGCUCGAGAGCUCUUACCUUCCUUUGGGAGCACAGUGUAGGUUGCUUCCAUGCCUGCGUGGAUGUGGUCAGUAACGUGACAGUGUAACAGCCAGGUUCCAGGGUUCCGUGGAGUCAUUUCCACAGUUUGAAAUGUCCCAGGGAACAGAUCAAAGACAUCUGCCCGGUAAACCCCUGUUUGCUUCAGGACAAACAGAAGCAACAGUUAAAUGGUGGCGUUACCAGAUGGCAGUAAUUUAAGCUUUAUCCAUUUACUCACCAAACAUUUCAAUCACAACUGAAUGAUAAGACACCUGUGUGUCAUUUCUACUGAAGCAUCACUUUUGUACAUCCAUUUCAUGCUCCAAAGUUUAAUAAACUAUCAGCUAAGUGAAAAUUAAGGACAACUACAGCUUUUGUCUUGCAACAGUCAUGAGAAGUUCACAGCUGUCUUGUUAAAGCAACUGGCUACCAGUCAGCAGAUGCUGCUGUCAGAUAUUCUCUGGCUCAUGUAUGUUGAUCAGAUAAAGGUUUGGGGCAUAAAACCCUUACAAUCAAAUUACAAGCCCCACUAAAUAUUGUAAUGUGACUUUUCACCAUAGAUUACAAUCCUUGGUAAUUUACCUACCUCUCAUUCUUAACACAGCAAGAAAUAAAUGAAAAGGGCUUGAUACCUUGUAGUCAAA
Molecule: messenger RNA, 5945 nt
Organism: Myiozetetes cayanensis
Lineage: Eukaryota; Metazoa; Chordata; Aves; Passeriformes; Tyrannidae
Gene: HPS3
Product: HPS3 biogenesis of lysosomal organelles complex 2 subunit 1
Exons: 17
Coding region: 186-3215 (1009 amino acids)
Biological process (GO): organelle organization
Cellular component (GO): cytoplasm
Source: RefSeq, a predicted model, not a curated record